UUAAGAAUUAGAGGAAUCAUCUUAAGCUAUCAUCAUGAUGGACAUGGAGAUGAAUGCUGGUCUGGACGACGAAGGGAGCGAGAGCAGCGAGCCCAGCUCGGAGGGAAGCUCGGCGAGCAGCACGUUUUGCGACCUCGAGAAGGAUUACUCGAAGGUAUUGAAAGAAAUGAAAGGCAACGAGGAGUUGGCCCCAUUCAUGAACGAGUACACGAAACUGUACAAGGCUUUGUACGAGGCCCACCGAACGGAAAAAGAAUUGGAGGAGAAGCGUGAUUCAUUACUGACCGAAGUUCUCGAGAACAGGCAAGAGAUAUACGAGAUGAAGCAGAGGAUCUCCGACAAUAACGAGGAGAUCGAGAAGUUGAAACACGAGGUGAUGGACGCGAUGAAACGUGCGGACGCUGCUCAUACGAGGGAGCAGAACGCCCAAGAUACGAUCGAGAAUCUGCGAUUGAACGUGCAGCAAUUGAGCCAGGAGAUCGCCCAGAAGAACAGGCAAUUAGCCGCCGGCGAGGACGCCAGUGUGACCAAGCAGAAGGAGAGCCUGAUACAAGAGAAGGAGAAGCUGACGAGCGAGGUGGACACUUUGAAACAACGACUUAAGAACAUGUCUUUGUACACGGAAGAGCUCGAGAAGAGGACCAGCGUGGCUGGUCAUCAGAUCGACGAGAUGAAAGAGAGCAUGGAUAUGCAAUUGAGCGAGAUUUCGAGGGAACGACGGGGUAGGCAGAGGGCCGAGGAUGACGUUCAUCAACUGCAAGAGGAGCUAACGGCAAAAAUGACCGAUCUCGAGACGGCAAACGCAGCUAUACAAGCGGCGACUGCGAACGUGAUGAAGCUCGAGAGCUUGGUGAAAGAGCAGAGGAUUUCGUCCGAGAAGAUGCAAAAGGAGAUCAACAAGUUGUCGGUAAAAAAAAUAAAUCUCGAAGGGGACCUCGAAAACGCGAACAAUCAGAUCGAAGGUUUGGACAAGGAGGUCGCGGAAAAGGAUAAGCAACUGAAAGAGGCCAGGCAAACCGUACACAGAUUAAAAGACACGGUAACGAAAUGCAGAAACGAGAAGGAAUCGAUGGCGAAGCGACUGCAGAAGCUAACUCAGGAACGAUCCUCGUUGGACCAGCAGCUGACGCAAGCGUUAGUGGAUAAGAAAAAUGCCGAGCACCAACAAGCCAUAGGGCGAAAGCAGCUGGUUGAUAAGCAACAAGAAAUGGAGAUCAUCUUGCGCGAGAAGACUAUCUUGGCACGUACCAAAGAGACGCUCAACGACCAGUUGAAAAGGAUGCAACACGAGAUGGUCGUGUGCGAGUACAGCCGUAGAAAGAUCGAGCACGAAUUGGACAGUUCCAUGCAGGACGUCAUGGAGAUAGAGAAGCAGCUGGAAGCGGUGGAAAAGGAGAGAGACAAGCACAGCUCGACCGCACAGCAUUUAGCCCAAGAGGUGGAGGACUACAUAAACGAGUCGAAGCUGAGGCAGAUCGAGAUCUCGAAUUACAAGAAACGUUUGGCGGAAACCGAGGCCAAGUACCGUCAGCAGCAUAAUCUGUUCGAGGCAUUACGAACCGAGAGGAACACGUGCAGCAAGAGCCUGACCGAGGCGCAGGACGAGAUACAGGAGCUGAAAAACAAGCUGAAGGUGCUCACUCAUCAGAUAGAACAGCUGAAAGAGGAUAUCGUGACGAAGGAGGGCCAGCUGAUCAAAGAGGAGUUCCUCCGCAGCAAAGUAGAGAAAGAGAGGGAAGGUGUGAAAGUGGAGUUGCAAUCGAGUCGAAAGGAGGUCUCCGAUUUGAAACGCGACAUAGAGUCGAUGAAACAAGAGGAGAAGAGCUUGAGGCAAGUGAUCCACCGAGCCGAGGCGGACAUCGGCCGGCACAAAAAGGACAUUGACAACGUGAUGAACGAGAGGGACAUUCUCGGGACGCAAUUGGUACGCAGAAACGACGAGCUCAGCCUUCAGUACAGCAGGAUCAAGGUUUUACACGGGACGCUCCAACGCGGGGAGAUUCAGUACAAUCAGAGACUGGAGGAUAUCAGAUUGCUCAAGCUCGAGGUGAAGAAAUUGAGGACCGAGAAGGCCCUGCUAUCAAAGAACAUUGCGAACAUGAGCGAUCUCCGUCAGGAGGUGUUCCACUUGAACCGUGACCUGACGCGGGAGAGGAUGAAGGUGAUGGCGUUGGAAGAGGAAGUGCAAGCACCCUUGAACAUUCAUAGGUGGAGGAAAUUGGAGGGUUCUGAUCCGAAUACAUACGAGUUAUUGAAGAAGAUUCAGAUUCUUCAGAAGCGCGUGAUAACGAUGGCAGCGAAACUGAUCGAGAAGGAGAAAAAGAUUAAGGAUACCGAGAAAUUGUACAUGAAUAUACGUGACAUUUUGUCACAGCAGCCCGGGCCUCACGUGGUAGUAGCUCUGAACAAAACGCAAAAAGCUUUGCGCGAGAGGGGACAAAAAAUGAAGUGUCUGCUAGCGGAGCUGAGGAUGUAUCAGGUCCAGGUGGGCGAGUGCCGGCUCGGUAUGGACAGCAUGACCAUCGAGAUGACUCAUUUAAAAAAGAGAUACUUCACGCAAAAGAAGAAGCUCGACAAAUUGAAAGAGGGGAAACCUAAACCAAUAUGCGAACCUAUUCUGCCCGCGGUGGAAAACAGAAAUCAAAGACGAUUUUGCGGGGGUGGAUUUAACAAGGUUACCCCUACGCCUAGGAACGCUUUCACCGUGGGUUCCACGUGCGGAUGAGUCAGUUAACGAGUAGAAAAAAUUCUUACAAAUUUAUUCUUAUAAAAAAAACAACUGAGAAAUUAUAAAACGAGUACCCUUCUGUCGAGUGAAAUUCUUUCUUGAAGAGAGUUCCAAAUUAUUUGAAUCCGACUCUAUACUCUCGCGAGCUUACUCCAGCGUACAAACAGUUAACGAGGAGUGGAUGGAGACUCGUU
Messenger RNA from Ceratina calcarata, 2922 nucleotides. Its product is annotated as cilia- and flagella-associated protein 58. The transcript is spliced from 11 exons. The record is from RefSeq and is a predicted model, not a curated record. Gene Ontology annotation, cellular component: cytoskeleton. NCBI's taxonomy places the organism in Eukaryota, Metazoa, Arthropoda, Insecta, Hymenoptera, Apidae. Bases 35 to 2725 code for a protein of 896 amino acids.